UUUUUAGGAUAGCCUUUAUCCUUCUCCUUCUCCACGGACACACACACUCUGUUCUGUUCUGUUCUCUUUAAGUUCAAACUAUAUAUAUAUAUAUAUAUAUAUAUAUCUCAGUUGUUGUUGUUGUUGUUGUUGUUCCUUGAGUUCAGAGUGGCCUUUCUUUCUAAGAAAUUUCUCACUGCUCUCUCUCCCAUAUCUAUUUCUCCGUAUUCAUUUGUUCUUUUUCUCCUUUUUCUUUUAUAUUAUUAUAUAUUAUUAUAAUAUAUUAUUAUUUCGAAGAAACCUGAAACCCUUAAUUAAAGUAUGACUCUCACAAUAUCUUCCUGAUUGUUUCCCAAUCUAACAUUUCCUUCGCGAAUGAAGCUCAAGCGCAUCACCAUGGUUUCCAAACCUCUUUCGCCGGCGCCGGCGCAAUGUCCGAGAAUGCUAAGAAUAUCGUGCGACGAUUACGAAGCCACCGACUCUUCCAGCGACGACGACGACGAUGAACCUUGCCGUCGCGUCAAGAGAUACGUUCAAGAGAUCCGGUUUGAGACGGCGAAACCCGCAGGAAAACAACAGCAGCAGCAGCUGAAUAAUAAUAAUAAGAAGAAGAAGAAGAAGAAGAAGCCAACCCCGUCUCCGGCGUUGGCUAGUGACACAACGACGACGAGGUUCCGUGGUGUCCGACGACGUCCAUGGGGGAAAUACGCCGCGGAGAUACGAGAUCCAUGGCGGCGAGUUCGUGUUUGGCUUGGGACUUUCAACACCGCCGAAGAAGCCGCCAUGGUUUACGAUUCCGCCGCCAUCCAGCUCCGUGGCCCUGACGCCACCACCAACUUCUCUCACCCUCCUCCUCCGUUGCCAUCACCGUCACCAUCACCAUCACCAUCACCGCCGACUGUUAACGCGACGUCGACCUCCGGCGGGUACGAGUCCGGGGAUGAGUCACAUGCGGUGUUGUCUUCGCCGACGUCCGUGCUCCGGCCGUUCUCGGGUGAUCAAGGUGAAUCGGAGAAGAAGGAGAGUGGCGGUAAUGUUACCGGGGCAGCGGUGAGAAUACCGGAGGAGGAGUUGGGUGAGUUUAUGUUGCCGUUUGAGGAGGUGCCGCUUUACAGUGAUUUCCUCGGCUUCGGUGAAGCCGAGCCGAUGAUGAUCUUCGACGACUCGGCUCAGAUCGGCUUCAUCUCCGCCGCCGAUGAUUUAAUGAGAGAUCUCGGCGACUCGUCUUUGCCCACGUGGCAAGGUGACGAUUUUUUCAAAGACAUCGCCGAUCUUUUCCCCAUCGAACCCUUGCCUGCGAUUUGAAAGAAAGAAAGAAUCUUUUUUCCGUUUCCUUUCCCGUUUCCACCGAGGAUUCCCCCGCCGCGCGCCGAUUUAAUCGGCCGGUUUUGUAGCGGCAACCAAACACCGGCUCUUUUUAUUUUAUUUUAUUUUAAUUAUUUUGUUUUUUUUUUCCACUAAAAUUAGUUUUUUUUUUUCCUUUAAGUAAUAUAAAAUGUUUUGUUUUAGUUAUUUAUGGUACCAAACUUAUUACAUAUGGCUUGAUAUUCCCACCCUGAU
This is a messenger RNA of Dioscorea cayenensis subsp. rotundata (Guinea yam), 1539 nucleotides long. Its product is annotated as ethylene-responsive transcription factor CRF1-like. NCBI's taxonomy places the organism in Eukaryota, Viridiplantae, Streptophyta, Magnoliopsida, Dioscoreales, Dioscoreaceae. The record is from RefSeq and is a predicted model, not a curated record. The coding region runs from base 355 to 1284 and encodes 309 amino acids. Gene Ontology annotation, molecular function: DNA binding; DNA-binding transcription factor activity. The transcript has a single exon. Gene Ontology annotation, biological process: regulation of DNA-templated transcription.